AAGCGGUCACGGCAUCCACACGCGGGGCAAUGGCCAAUGCAGUUUUGGACGCACAGCAGCCAGCCGGCAGCACGGGGGACCUGGAUGGCCUCUACCCAGAGCUGCUUCUCAUCCCCCCACCCCUCCCCACGCGGGGGCUCCUGGAGCCCAUUGAAAGCGUCUCUCCUCCGGAGAACCCUGCGCCUGUGACAGCUGACCCAGGCUGCCUGCUGGUGGAGGCCACGGCCGCAGAUGAGGACCCUGGGAACAUGGAGAUCAUCGUGGAAGCGGUUGCCGGAAAUCUGUCCCCAGGUGCCCCCGGAGAGACCCCAGGUGUGCUGGUGAAGGUGGUGGAGGUGUACUUCUGCGAGCACUGUGAGCGGAGCUUCGCGGAACCGGCCCUGCUGGCCCUGCACCAGUGCCCCGAGUCCCUCCCGCGGCCCGGCCCGAGCCCCGCGGAGCCCAGCCCCACGCAGAGCCAGAACCCCGCCGCUGCGGCUGACGGCCCCCUGCCCUGCCCUGUGUGCGGCCAGGAGUUCACCCAGCCCCAGGCCCUGAAGAGCCACUUCAAGGCUCACCGCAGCGCCCCCGACACCUUCCCCUGCCCGGAGUCGGGCUGCGCCUUCUCGGCGGCAGCGCGCCGGGCACUGCAACAGCACCUGAGACAGGCGCACGGCGCCGUGCCCGUGCCCUGCGCCUUCCGGGGCUGCCCGCUGCUCUUCGCCAGCCAGCAGGGCAUGGAGCGCCACCGGCAGGCCCACUACCCUUUCCACUGCCGGCUCUGCAGCUUCGCGGGCUCCAACAUCAAGCUCUUCCGGCAGCACCAGCGGAGCCACGUGGUUGCGCCGCCCCGAGCACCUGCCGGGCCAGGAGGGGUCACACCUUCACCUCCAGAGGACGCGGGCCUGCCCCUUCCGGGACCAGAGACCUCCACGGAGGACGAUGCAGAGAAAGAGGAGGAGACCAGCCCCGAGAAGGAUACCCCGCCAGCCCCGGAGGGUGGGCAGGAGGCUCAGCCCGCGGAAGGGGGCGCGGCCCCGGGACCCGAGCCGCUCUUCAAGACCCACAUGUGCCCCGAGUGCAAGCGCUGCUUUAAGAAGCGGACGCACCUGGCCGAGCACCUGCACCUGCACUUCCCGGACCCCAGCCUGCAGUGCCCCAACUGCCAGAAGUUCUUCACCAGCAAGAGCAAGCUGCGCACGCACCUGCUGCGCGAGCGGGGCCAGAAGGCGCACGGCUGCCCGCUGUGCCACUACCGCGCCGUGGAGCGCAACGCCCUGCACCGCCACAUGGCCAGCAUGCACGAGGGCAGCAGCAACCUCUACUCGGACACCUACGCCUGCCCCGUGUGCCGCGCCGAGUUCCGCCUCAGCCAGGCGCUCAAGGAGCACCUCAAGGGCCACGCGGCCGCCGCCGCCGCCGCGCCCCCGGCCCUGGGCUGCCUGCAGGCCGGUUGCCGCUACGCCGCGCCCGACCGCAAGGCCCUGGUGCGGCACCUGCGCGAGGCGCACGGCGCGCGGGCCGUGGAGUGCCGCCACCACGCCUGCCCGCUGCUCUUCGCCACGGCCGAGGCCAUGGAGGCCCACCACCGCAGCCACUACGCCUUCCACUGCCCGCACUGCGACUUCGCCUGCUCCAACAAGCACCUGUUCCGCAAGCACAAGAAGCAGGGCCACGCGGGCAGCCAGGAGCUGCGCUGCCCCUUCUGCUCCUUCGCCACCUUCAACCCCGUGGCCUACCAGGACCACGUGGGCAAGAUGCACGCGCACGAGAAGAUCCACCAGUGCUCCGAGUGCAACUUUGCCACGGCGCACAAGAGGGUGCUCAUCCGCCACAUGCUGCUGCACACGGGCGAGAAACCUCACAAGUGUGAGCUGUGCGACUUCACGUGCCGGGACGUGAGCUACCUGCCCAAGCACAUGCUGACGCACUCGGAUACCAAGGACUACAUGUGCACGGAGUGCGGCUACGUCACCAAGUGGAAGCACUACCUCAGCGUGCACAUGCGCAAGCACGCCGGUGACCUCAGGUACCAGUGCAACCAGUGCCCCUACCGCUGCCACCGGGCCGAUCAGCUGAGCAGCCACAAGCUGCGGCACCAGGGCAAGUCGCUGAUGUGCGAGGUGUGCGCCUUCGCGUGCAAGCGCAAGUACGAGCUGCAGAAGCACAUGGCUUCCCAGCACCACCCGGGCGCGCCCGCGCCGCUCUACCCGUGCCGCUACUGCAGCUACCAGAGCCGGCACAAGCAGGCGCUGCUGAGCCACGAGAACUGCAAGCACACGCGGCUGCGCGAGUUCCGCUGCGCGCUCUGCGACUACCGCAGCUUCAGCAGCACCACGCUCUUCCUGCACAAGCGCAAGGCGCACGGCUACGUGCCAGGCGACCAGGUCUGGCAGCUCCGCUGUGCCGGCCCGGAGGCAGAGAACGCCGCCAGACCUUGCCCCAGCCCGCCCCAGGACUCGGAGCCCUCCCACCCACCGGGCACCCCGCCUGAGGGGCCCGCUGGCGACCCGGGGACCCAGGAAACCCCCAGCCUGGAGCCCGCCCUGCCGGAGAUCGGCGAGGACAGUGCGGGCCAGAGCAAGGAGCCCGAGGCCCAGGGCAGCCCCUGCCCGGCGGCUGAGGUCGAGGAGGGGGGCUGCACGCUCCACCUGGAGGCGCUGGACGUGGAGCUGGAAGCCGUGGCCGAGCCCCAGUUGGAGGCACUUGCAGAAACGGACCCCAUGGAGCUGGGGCCGCUGGAAGGGCCUGGGGGCCCCUCGGAAAGCGCCACUCCGCCUCCGCCACCUCCACCGCUACCCCCGGACCUGGGGCCGGAGCAGGCACCCCCGGGGACCCAGCCAGCCCCCGAUAGUCCCAAGCACGCACCUGCCUCGGAGGAGCCCCCUAACCCUUGGGUGGGAGCCUUGGAGGCGGCGCCCCCGGCCGAGACGUGUUCCCUAGCCCAGCCCCCUGAGGCGGAGUCCCUGCUCCGGGCACUGCGGCGGCGGGACAAGGAGCAGGCCGAGGCGCUGGUGCUGGAGGGUCGCGUGCAGAUGGUGGUGGUCCAGGACGAGGCCCCGGCCUUCCGCUGCCCGCACUGUCCCUUCGUGGCCCGCCGGGAGAAAGCCCUGAGCCUGCACGCCCGGGCCGCGUGCCCGGGCCGCCGCGCGCCCCUCCUGUGCCCGGAGUGUGGCGCCAGCUUCAAGCAGCAGCGCGGCCUCAGCACCCACCUGCUGAAGAAGUGCCCCGUGGGGCUGGGCAAGAGCAAGGGGUCGGCUCCGGACGCCGCGGGCGGGGGGACUCCCCCUCCCACACCCGUACCCACGGAAGGCGAGCCAGGUGCCCACCGAGAUCCCCCCUCGGCCCUUCCGGAACCCGAGGAACCGGCGGCGCCUCUCGCCCCGCCCCCGGACCCUGCAGCGGGGCCCGCCUCCUCGCCCGCGGAGACCCCCGAGAAGUUCCACUUCGAGCAGGGCAAGUUUCGCUGCGCCGCCUGCCCCUUCCUCUGCUCCCGGCUCUCCUCCAUCACCUCGCACGUGGCCGAGGGCUGCCGCGGGGUGGGGCGCGCCAAGCGGGGGGCCUCCCACCCGCCGCCGGCCGGCUCCCCCAGGGACCCCGAGGGCCAGUCCGCAGACGGGCCGCCCAAGCCGAAGGGGGCGCGUUUCUCCUGCCCCACCUGCCCCUUCAGCUGCCAACAGGAGCGGGCCCUGAGGACGCACCAGGCGCGGGGCUGUCCCCUGCAGGUGGCGGCGGCGGCAGCGGGCGAGCCUCUCCGCUGCGACCUGUGCCCCUUCACCGCACCCGGGGCCGCCGCCCUGCGGCUCCACCAGCGGCGGAGGCACCCAGCGGCCGCCGCCGCGCCCCCGGCCCGCGGCCCCCGCCCCCCGCUGCAGUGCCCCGACUGCGGCUUCACCUGCAAGCAGAGCCGCUGCCUGCAGCAGCACCGGCGCCUCAAGCACGAGGGUGUGAAGCCGCACCAGUGCCCCUUCUGCGACUUCUCCACCACGCGCCGCUACCGCCUGGAGGCGCACCAGUCGCGGCACACGGGCGUGGGCCGCAUCCCCUGCAGCUCCUGCCCGCAGACCUUCGGCACCAACUCCAAGCUGCGCCUGCACCGCCUGCGCGUGCACGACAAGACCCCGACCCACUUCUGCCCGCUGUGCGACUACAGCGGCUACCUGCGCCACGACAUCACGCGCCACGUCAACAGCUGCCACCGCGGCACGCCGGCCUUCGCCUGCCCCCAGUGCGAGGCGCAGUUCAGCUCGGAGACGGCGCUCAAGCAGCACGCACUGCGCCGGCACCCCGAGCCCCCCGCGGACGCCGCCGCCGACGCCACCGAUGCCAACGCCAACAACGCUGCCACCGCCGGGGCGCACGAGGGCCCGCUGCACUGCGCGCGCUGCGGGGUGCAGUGCCCCAGCCCCGCCAGCCUGCGGGGCCACACCCGCAAGCAGCACCUGCGGCGCCUCGAGUGCGCCGCCUGUCAGGCAGCCUUCCCCAGCCGGCCCGCGCUGGAGGCGCACCGACGGCAGCAGCACUUCAGCCACCGCUGCGGCAUCUGCGACUUCGCGGCCCGCGAGCGUGGGGGCCUGGUAAAGCAUUACCUGGAGCGGCACGAGGGGGACGACGACGGGAACGGGGAGCCGCCGUCCCGGCGCUGCCCCUUCUGUGACUUCGCCUGCCGCCACCAGCUGGUGCUCGACCACCACGUGAAGGGCCACGGCGGCACCCGGCUCUAUAAGUGCACCGACUGUGCCUACAGCACCAAGAACCGCCAGAAGAUCACCUGGCACAGCCGCAUCCACACCGGCGAGAAGCCCUACCGCUGCCACCUCUGCCCCUACGCCUGUGCCGACCCCUCGCGCCUCAAGUACCACAUGAGAAUCCACAAGGAAGAGCGGAAGUAUCUGUGUCCGGACUGCGGGUACAAGUGCAAGUGGGUCAACCAGCUUAAGUACCACAUGACCAAGCACACGGGACUGAAGCCGUACCGGUGUCCCGAGUGCGAGUACUGCACCAACCGCGCCGACGCGCUGCGCGUGCACCAGGAGACGCGGCACCGGGACGCGCGCGCCUUCAUGUGCGAGCAGUGCGGCAAGGCCUUCAAGACGCGCUUCCUGCUGCGCACACACCUGCGCAAGCACAGCGAGGCGCGGCCCUACGUGUGCAACGUGUGCCGCCGCGCCUUCCGCUGGGCCGCCGGCCUGCGCCACCACGCCCUCACCCACACCGACCGCCACCCCUUCUUCUGCCGCCUCUGCAGCUACAAGGCCAAGCAGAAGUUCCAGGUGGUCAAGCAUGUGCGCCGCCACCACCCCGACCAGGCCGACCCGAGCCAGGGCGUGGGGAAGGACCCCAGCACCCCUACGGUGCACCUCCACGACGUGCAGCUGGAGGAACCCGGCCCUCGCGCCCCGGACGCUCCGCCGACCGGCCCCGAGGGUUGACUGUUUGCAAC
Messenger RNA from Sorex fumeus (smoky shrew), 5422 nucleotides. RefSeq names its product zinc finger protein 142 (gene ZNF142). Gene Ontology annotation, molecular function: zinc ion binding. The record is from RefSeq and is a predicted model, not a curated record. Gene Ontology annotation, cellular component: nucleus. Bases 30 to 5411 code for a protein of 1793 amino acids. Lineage: Eukaryota; Metazoa; Chordata; Mammalia; Eulipotyphla; Soricidae. Gene Ontology annotation, biological process: regulation of gene expression. The transcript has 8 exons.